CACACUCCCAUUUCUAGCGUUCGCUGACUUUCACGCGCCCAAUUUGAGGCCAAAGCUUCUCUCACAUAAUGGAUCCAUAUUCGCCCGAAGGAGAGCUUAUAAACAUCCACACCGCAUUUCACUCCGGCGCUUUCCAGCAAGUCCUCGAUUUCGACACCUCAUCGCUCUCCACUGCAAAUGCUCUCCCCGCACGAGUCCUCAAGCUCCGCUCGCAGAUCGCCCUGGGACGGUCAAAGGAAGUAGCUAAGGAGCUAAAUGGUGAGAAAACACCCGACCUAGUUGCAGUGAAGCUGUUGGCGGAGUACUUGGAUGGUAAAGAUGUGGUGGAAGCCGCGAAGAAGCUUGCAGAACAGAAUGGCAGCGAGAACCUGACUGUGCAACUAUGCGUUGGAAUGAUACUUGCUAGGGCGGGGGAAGUUGACGAGGCAUUGGCACUAUUGAGCAAGCACCAAGGGAGUCUUGAUGCGGUUGCCCUCAUAGUACAAAUUCACCUUCAGCAGAACCGCGCAGACCUCGCAGCGAAAGAAACACAACGGGCCAGGAAAUGGGCGCAAGAUAGUUUGCUUGUCAAUAUCGCCGAAUCAUGGGUAGGGAUGAGAGAGGGAGGUGAGAAGUACCAGGCCGCUUUCUACGUCUUCGAGGAGCUUGCGCAAGCCAACCAAUCCCAAUCCCCACAUUCGCUCGUCGCUCAAGCAGUCUCCGAGCUCCACCUUGGCCGACUCCCUGAAGCUGAAGCUGCUCUUAACCAAGCUAUUGCUCUCGACUCUAACUCGGCCGAUACGAUUGCAAACCUAAUUGUCCUAAACACAUUACUUGGCAAGAAGGACGAGACUACACAGUUGAGGUCGCAAUUAGAAAAGGUGGAUGCAGAACACAAAGCGCUCGCGGACUGGAAGGAGAAAAAGGAGGAGUUCGAGAAGGCGAAGGCGAAAUAUUCGCCGAAGUUUGAACCUUAACGAUCACACAUAGAAUGGCGUUAAGGAGGCAGCUUCCGGAUCAGGAGCCAAGGCACAUGGGCAGUAACUUUGAUUGUAUCGGAAAACCAUGCGUGGUGAUAGACGUCCUACGAAGCGUGGAAGGAUUUACGAUAGAUCCGCCGUGCCUAAGUAUUCCGAAAGACAAACGAACUUUCCCAGCUCAGGUUUUUAAACGUGCAUCAAACUCGAAGUUGUUGGGAUGUCUGUGGCAUACCCUUUAGCUCUAGUCGGAAAUUUC
Messenger RNA from Lindgomyces ingoldianus, 1215 nucleotides. Its product is annotated as coatomer subunit epsilon. Gene Ontology annotation, cellular component: COPI vesicle coat. The coding region runs from base 69 to 956 and encodes 295 amino acids. The record is from RefSeq and is a predicted model, not a curated record. Gene Ontology annotation, molecular function: structural molecule activity; protein binding. Gene Ontology annotation, biological process: endoplasmic reticulum to Golgi vesicle-mediated transport; retrograde vesicle-mediated transport, Golgi to endoplasmic reticulum; intra-Golgi vesicle-mediated transport. The transcript is spliced from 4 exons. Lineage: Eukaryota; Fungi; Ascomycota; Dothideomycetes; Pleosporales; Lindgomycetaceae.